AUGACAUCAUGGAUUGUGCGGCCAUGCAUUGACCUAGACCGCCUCCGCUCGGCGAUGUUCUUCUCCGAUGGUAGCUGUUGGAGUGGCAUGGGAACCCCACCCAAGAUGAUGGUCCAGACCCUUGGCAUCCUAGCUUUUGCUGGCACGAGGAUGCCGUAUUUGUCCGGCGCAAACGGACAAUUUGCCUCCGCGGUGUCAAAAUUUGGGGUUUCCCACAACCCAGCUGCCCGACGCAUAGUGACCGGGUUGUCCGCCGACACGCAUUCCCGCGGUGUCCUGGUCCCUGCCAUCCAGCGUGGCCACCACCGGAGCUUCGCGUCGAUCUACGUUGACGAGCUCUACAGCCAGCCCAAGGGCCUCAGCGUCGUGCGCAAGGAAGAGCCGCAGCCCAACACCAGCAAGCUCGCACGUGACACUGACCGUACCGACGACGUCAUCAACAAGACACGCGUACAUGGCCAUGGCAUCGGCGCCGCGACCGCUACCCCUACUGGUGGUGGCAGCAAGGCGCGUGCUGGGGGUAGGAGCGCCGGCGUGAGAGGUUUCCUGCUGAGCCCGGGCAGAGGGGGUUGUGGGAUGGGGGAGGUGGAUGUGGAUGUGAGGGCAGAGAUGUUCAUCAGGAAGUUCAGCGAGGAGAUGUGGCUGCAGAGCCCGAGGUCGGCCGAGGAAUUCCAGGCCAUGCUUGCAAGAGGCCUAUGA
Lolium rigidum is the source of this 699-nucleotide messenger RNA. RefSeq lists its product as uncharacterized. The coding region runs from base 1 to 699 and encodes 232 amino acids. The transcript is spliced from 2 exons. NCBI's taxonomy places the organism in Eukaryota, Viridiplantae, Streptophyta, Magnoliopsida, Poales, Poaceae. The record is from RefSeq and is a predicted model, not a curated record.